This is a messenger RNA of Effrenium voratum, 699 nucleotides long. Lineage: Eukaryota; Dinophyceae; Suessiales; Symbiodiniaceae. The record is from the annotation of a GenBank genome assembly.
AUGAAGACAGCCACUGCAGUAACUCACAUCAACGAGGCACUGCUGAGGAAGGAGCCCAACGAGGUCGGCAUUGCACUGGAGGCGACAAUGCAAGACCAGAGAGUGAAGCAGGUGAGGCUACUCCGCCCGCUCAACAGCCAGAACUUCGGCCGAAGUUGGUGGAGACUGAAGAGGAGCCUCUGGAAACCCCAAAGGUGGAGGAGACCCGGAUCAUGUGUGAAGUGGACCCCAAUGAGAUUGCGGCGUGGCGGGAGCUCUUCUUCAAGCUUGGAGAAGUGGAGGAAACACCCGCUGCUUGUGUGUCCUCGGCAGAUCCUGAACAUGGCACUUGGGGAGAGCAGGGCUCGCUUGCACGUCUUCUUCGAAGAGAAGGGCUUGACAUGCCAGCGCGACUGCCUCACUGAGCCGGGAUUGAAGCAAGAGACCUGUGACCUUGAUAUCACUGACCCGGUGGCAGUUGGUCCACAUGCAAAGCUCUUGGAACAGGCCCCAGGUCCAGCGCUUCGGGCCGCGCCUGGGGCGACCGCCGGCGCGGCCGACGCCCACGCUGCGGAGCCGCCGUGGCCCACCCUAGCCACCAUGCUGCAGAUGGAAGAUAAUCGGCGCUACUCGCCAAGCGACUGGCUGUUGAUGCAGAAGGGCGAGUUUGAGAAGGAUGGCGGGAAAGCUGCCCGCGACAUUCACACAGACCGCUUUUGA